UGUGCGCCUAUUGGCUACAGGCCACGCCGUGGGGCGGGGCGGAGUUGCGCAUGCGCGCGCCCGAGGCGCAGCCCGGGCGGCAGUUGAAAAUGGCGACUGUCACCGAGCUGAAGGCUGUUUUAAAGGACACCUUGGAAAAAAGGGGGGUGCUGGGUCAUUUAAAAGCAAGGAUCCGAGCUGAAGUGUUCAGUGCCCUGGACGAUGAUCGUGAACCCCGGCCGACUUUGUCUCAUGAAAAUCUUCUAAUUAACGAAUUAAUUCGGGAGUAUUUGGAAUUCAACAAAUAUAAGUAUACAGCAUCUGUCCUCACAGCAGAAUCUGGUCAACCUGCAGUUCCAUUGGACAGACAAUUUCUCAUCCGUGAAUUAAAUGCCUUUGAAGAGUCAAAGGACAACACAAUACCACUUUUAUAUGGAAUUUUGGCUCAUUUCUUGCAUGGAACUAAGGAUGGCACCCCAAACACCUUUCUGAAAGAGUCUUCACUUCAGCCUUCAAACCCAAAUCUUAUCAGACAGCCUCAUGGAAGAAGAAAGAUGGAAUGCUUGCUUUUUAAAUGAGCUUUCAGUUGUUCUGAUUGCAUCAGUAACAGGGCCUCAGUGUUUUAGGUGAUCACCCAGCAAAGGAGAGGGGCGAAGGCACCAACUCUGAGGAUCUCCCCCUUUGUCAAGCGGCGAAGAGAUGACACUUCCAUGUGGGGUAUCUUUUAUCUUAGAAUUGUACAUGCGAAGUAACUUAUUUAUCAUUCCAGUGUUAUCAGUAUGCACCACUACUAUUUGCAUUUUGUAGAAAUUUGAGUUUCUGCAAAACACGUGGCCCCUCAUGUUUUACUGAUUUGUGAAUAAAAACUAACUCUUUCAUCUAGCUUAUUAGAUGUGACUGAAAAGAAGAUGCAUGGUGUUUGCAAAGUAUUUUAAAGGUACAGAGGUUUGUGAAAAAAUGAAAGGGUUCCUUAGUGCUUUGUACCUUCUUCUAAAAGCUUCAGGUCUUUAUCCACAUGUCCUGCUCUUUGACAUGCAAAUUAAUGAAAUUUCCUUCAGGUGGAAUUAUGUGAAUUUGUAGGAAAAUUUGACUUAAUAAAACUAAAAGAAUAUUAAAGCUGAAAGUGUUUUCCUGUAAAGGUUGAUUUUUCUUAAAGUACCUAUUUUUCAGAAAACCUCUCCUAUUUAGGCUUAAAUAUCUGCAUUACUACCUAAAGCUGAAUUUGUAGACUAGAUAACAAAGUACUUUUUCUUCUCUUAGACCACUUUGGCUCCCACUGGAAGAUUUAAUUAAAAGGUAGAGGGGGAAACAAUUCUUUGAACUUUGCUGUAAGUAAAACAAAGAGUUUAUUUUGUUAUAUUAAGAAUGUGAAAUAAGCAUGAAGAGGCAGGUUUUGGGAGAAACACCAGAAAGUCACUUUUAAUAGAUGGCAUUGCUAAGCUCUGUAUGGCCCUGGUCACACAGUUACCGAGGAGCUCUGAGGGACCAGCGCCUCUACUUGGGGGCGGGAAGUCCUGUUGAAUGUCAGUUUUCAUUCCUGGGAUACAGUCCUUCCGUGCGAUCUCCAAAUGCCACGCUGAUACUUCUUAAGGAAGUUUUGUAAUGUGGAGUCGACAGCGCGUUUCACUGAACACGCUGCGAGCCCAGGCGGCUCCUGAGUGGCUCUGACAGGAUGGCCUUCAGCUGCGCGCUUCCCACCCGGAGGCCAGGGCUGCCGCGGGCAGGGUUGUCUCCCCUUGGGUGCUGCCUCAUGCAGCAAAACUUUGAUUUUAUAUUUGGUGAUGCUAAUUGGUAUUUACUCCUUACAGAUUAAGAAUCUUUAUCUAAAUACAGCAAAUUAUUAUUAUUUUCAUUUUUGUUUUGAUGGCUGGGGAUGGAACUCGGGGCCCCAGGAUUUCUAGACAAGUGAACUACACCCAGCUUCACCCAGCCCAUUGGAAACUAUUAAUGAAACGGCUUUAAACUACAUUUUGUAAGUCAAAAGACUUUGAGAAGCCUGUUGCUGAGUUACCAUUACAUAUGAGAUGCAGAGUCUUAUAAGGGCCCAUUUUCAUUUUUAAAUCUCUAGUAUCUGAUUACAAUUAUGAAUUCCAUUGUAUUAUAUGUGGGAAUGUAAAUAUCUGAAUUUUCCCAGCAGUCUUGGUUCACAUCCAAGGAUGUUGGCAAGUGGACACUAAGUUCACCUCAGGAAUUGCAAUCAUGUAGGACUAGAUUAAGAAAAAAUGCUCGAGUUUCUGAUUUUGGGUACUGAUAAAAAAUCAUCAAAAUGAAAGCUAAACAGUCCUCACACGCUGGGUAGUGUUCUGUAUGCAUUGUUCUGUGACUCUCGUGCCUCGGCGACUUUUAUACCUUCAAUGUAUCAUUUCAUUAAAAAAAAAAAUGUAAGCAA
Sciurus carolinensis (gray squirrel) is the source of this 2368-nucleotide messenger RNA. RefSeq names its product centrosomal protein 20 (gene Cep20). The transcript has 6 exons. Lineage: Eukaryota; Metazoa; Chordata; Mammalia; Rodentia; Sciuridae. Gene Ontology annotation, cellular component: ciliary basal body; motile cilium; centrosome. The record is from RefSeq and is a predicted model, not a curated record. The coding region runs from base 51 to 557 and encodes 168 amino acids. Gene Ontology annotation, molecular function: protein binding. Gene Ontology annotation, biological process: cilium assembly; microtubule anchoring.